This is a messenger RNA of Linum trigynum, 1317 nucleotides long. The record is from the annotation of a GenBank genome assembly. NCBI's taxonomy places the organism in Eukaryota, Viridiplantae, Streptophyta, Magnoliopsida, Malpighiales, Linaceae.
CCUAAUUAAAUAAAUAGAAUAAUUAAAUAAAUGCACAUGACAUUCCAUCCCCCUUGAAAAGAUUCUUGACUACACGAAUCAGCCAUAAACCAGUUACGUCCUCUUCAACUUGAAUCUCCAAAGAGCAUGCACCACCACCAUUUGGAUGCUAGGCUCCAUUGGCCAAACUUUGCUUCUGCCAUCAAAGGACCCCCCACAAAAUUAUCAGCACCUUUUGCUUCCAAUAAUAAUGGCAGUCUUCCCCAAUGUGACGGGGCAAUUAAGGCUGGACAAACGUUAGGGAAAUUCCACCGAUCAUGAUGAAAAUCACCCAAACACUUGUCCCUUACUUGGCAGGCUACUCUAGCGCACAAUGAGUAGGUAGGGAGCUUGGACAAUGAAAGAUUCUUAUUGUUGUGGUCAUUAUGGAACUCAGAAUGGCUUUGUUGCUUGACGUUGGAUUCUGUAGUCUUGUGGAGACCCAUUUUUAUGGAUGUCUCCCGUACAGUCGAAGCCGCUUAUGAUUUCAUCAACGUGAUAACAAGAGAAGAGGCUUGAGAUUCUGAAAAUUUUGAUGACUGGUCUUCAACGGGGAGGUGCGGCCUGCUCGCCGGCGGCACCGCAGCUGUCACUGGUGGCGCACAUUGCUCCAUUGACGUCACCGGAGGGCCGGGUUGAGAUCUAGCUUUGGCCUGCUCGACCUUCACCCCUUCGUCCAUCUGUCAUUGGUCGAGAAUCGAUCGAAUCUUGCGAUGAGAGCCGCAAAACUCUCCUGCAUCUCCUGCCUGAAGCUUGCGGUCCCUUGCGCAUCUUGCCGAAGCAAGGCUUCGAUGCGGACCAUUCGAGUGUCCAUUGUCGUAGGAUCGGCUGGCUCUGCGGCGAUGCUAUUCGAGGCGAUGACCUGCAGCAAGCUUGCUUCAUGCAGCGCCUCAACUUGGACAACAGCCAUGGUGGGGGUCGAUGGGUGUGGCAUGCUCGCCAGUGGCACGGCGGCUGUCGCUGAUGUGUAGGUUGCUCAACUGACAUCUUGGGAGGGCCAGGUGAAGGUCUGCUACUAGCCUGAUCGCACUUCAAUUUGUCCUUGACGAACUUGAACUUGCUAGUGGCUACUUGUCGUUCUACAAGCUUAUUCUCCAUUGAGAUGGAUCUGCCAAUCUCCCUAUGGAGUUUGCCAUCUCCUUGUCGGCGUGCGAGAAAUUGAUCAAACCUCUUGAUGAGGGCCGCAAAAUUCUUUCUCAUCUCCUCCCUUAAUGCGAUCUCUUGUUUGAACCUCUUUGUGGAAAUAGCUUCAAGGGACUCCAUGGUGAUAGGAUCGGUCGGCUCUGAUACCAAAUGUUA